This is a messenger RNA of Boleophthalmus pectinirostris (great blue-spotted mudskipper), 1974 nucleotides long. RefSeq names its product serpin peptidase inhibitor, clade G (C1 inhibitor), member 1 (gene serping1). Bases 102 to 1898 code for a protein of 598 amino acids. The transcript is spliced from 11 exons. Gene Ontology annotation, biological process: negative regulation of endopeptidase activity. The record is from RefSeq and is a predicted model, not a curated record. Gene Ontology annotation, molecular function: serine-type endopeptidase inhibitor activity. Lineage: Eukaryota; Metazoa; Chordata; Actinopteri; Gobiiformes; Gobiidae.
CACAGAUAGGUCAUUGCUGUGUAACUAUUACAGGCAAAACUGGAGGUUUAAGCCUAGUUAAUUUCAAGAGCUUGUAGAGACCCCGGACACAACAUUCUGUGAUGAUGAAUCAGUGGAUAAUUUGUCUCAUACUGAAGAUCCUUUUUGAGUUGUGUGCAGGCACAAGUAUCAGUGUAGUGCCUGGAUCUAAACUGGAACUGCCAUGUUUUGCAUUCCCAACAGACUUCUCAGAAGAGCACAUCACCUGGAAAUUCAAUGAUGAGGACAUCAUUUCCUCAGAUUCUGUGGAAAUCACUGGCACACACCUGUCCAUAUAUCCCGUAAGUAAUGCACAUGAGGGCAAGUAUGUGUGUUCAGCGAGGGACCCAUUCCUGGAUACAGAGAGGAGAAGAUCUUAUUCCGUGUCCGUCACAAACUUAGUCAGAUACACUGUUGUGGUCAGAGAAGGAGCCAGCGCCCGUCUUCCAUGCAAUUACCAAUCUGAUCACCAAAUCAGGGGCAACGCAGAGUGGUUCAAACUUACACUAAUGAAAAAUAAAAAACUGUUGACCCAUCGUAAUGGUACAGUCAGUAAAGAUGGAAGAGCAGUGCUGCUCUUCGACAUGGACCAAGACCAAACAAUGUCCCUAAAUGAAGUGACCAUGACAGACGAGGGAAAGUACAAUUGUAUAUCCACUGAUGGCUCUACGCUCAGCACAGUUGAGCUAGUUGUGAUGUCUGCCCCCACCCUUCCUCCUCACUCCUGCGAUGGCUUCACUGACCCCUGGGAAGAGUGUGAGGGCGACAAUGAAAACUCGCGUGUCACUGGCCCUGUUCUGAGAGAAUCAGUGACGGAGUUUUCAUUUAAACUUUAUUCGAUCUUUGGAGAAUCCCAACAACACAAGAACCUGCUCUACUCGCCCUUAAGCAUCACUGGAGCUUUGACGCAUUUGUUGCUAGGAUCGAGGAAUAUAACCCGGGCUGCUCUGGAGGGGGCUCUCUUUCUCCCUCCCAGGUUCCACUGUGUUCACUCAGAGAUGAAAAGGCUCAGAGAGAAAUUGUCUGGAUCUUUGCAAAUGGCCUCUCAAAUCUUCUACAACACAGAGUCCAAUCUCACCACAUCAUUUGUAAAGCAGUCGGGUGAAUAUUAUGACUCAGAGCCUGUCAAGCUGAAGGAAGACAGCCUUGAGAAUGUCCACAUGAUCAACAGUUGGGUGGCGAAUAAAACCAAAAAUAAAAUCACAGAACUGGUGAAGGAUGUUUCACAACAGACUAAACUGAUGCUACUCAAUGCUGUGUCCUUUAAUGGGUUGUGGACCAUAAAGUUUGAUGAAAAGCCCUCAAAAGGAUACUUUACUAAACUGGAUGGCGACAUGAUCAAAGUGCCUACUUUGAGAAAUGACGAUUUUCAAGGAUCUAUGGUGUUUGUACCAGAGCUGAAAGCACAGGUAAUGAGGUUUGAGCUGACGGGGAACAAUAGUCUGUACAUCCUGCUGCCUCAGAGUCAUAAAGCCAGUGACCUGCAGCAGGUGGAGUCGAGGCUGACAGAUUCAGCUGUGCAUCAGAUGAUCAACCAAAUACGAGAAGCGGCUCCACAGCGCAUCCAGGUCACCCUGCCCCAAAUCAAACUCAACACUGAACAAGACAUGAAUGUCAUGAUCAAGAAAUUAGGGCUGUUCUCACUCUAUGAAAGUCCCAACCUCUGUGGCCUGUACGCUGAGGAGCCUCUGGUGUUGGAGGAGGCCAAGCACAAAGCCUUUCUGUCUCUGACAGAGCAGGGUGUGGAGGCGGCUGCUGUUACCGCUAUGGGCUUUUCUCGUUCUCAUCUGUCCUUCUCCGCUCUGCGCCCCUUCCUCCUCUUACUGUGGAGCGACUCUGCUCAAGUGCCUCUGUUUAUUGGCAGAGUGUUGGAGCCGUGAGGGUCCUGAUGUGUAACAAAAUAUACACCAGUAGAAAAGUGUAUAUUUCCAGGAACUAAUCUCCCUGAUAUCAUAC